Messenger RNA from Ziziphus jujuba (common jujube), 6153 nucleotides. Its product is annotated as sister chromatid cohesion protein SCC2. NCBI's taxonomy places the organism in Eukaryota, Viridiplantae, Streptophyta, Magnoliopsida, Rosales, Rhamnaceae. Gene Ontology annotation, cellular component: Scc2-Scc4 cohesin loading complex. The transcript has 28 exons. The coding region runs from base 382 to 5802 and encodes 1806 amino acids. Gene Ontology annotation, biological process: regulation of gene expression; establishment of mitotic sister chromatid cohesion; replication-born double-strand break repair via sister chromatid exchange. The record is from RefSeq and is a predicted model, not a curated record. Gene Ontology annotation, molecular function: chromatin binding.
AAUGAUAAGUCUUCCCCUGGAAGCUAACACGUAAGCCGGACUGAACAGCGCCGUCGAAAAGGGCGUUUUUCGUAAAUAUCCAGUCAGACUCUUUUUUUCCCGUUUAAUCCUCCUCCAAACAACAAAAAGUCCCAAAAAUAUUUUUCCUCCGCACACUUUCCCCGCCAUUUGCAUCCCACAAUUUUUUCUUCCCAAAAUCUAGGGCUCCGAAACUCUUUCCCUCUCUCUCUCUCUCUCUCUGUCUGCAACAAAAACCCUAAUUUCCUUGUUAAACCACCUUGGAUUUCAACAUAUUUACGGACCAGUAGCAGCACUUCAUCUCACUCACUCUCCAUACAUGCCCUUGCCGUGCCAAUCGUGGACUCACCGGUUAACCAAUCGAUGAGUUAUCCAGCUGGUUCAGGCUCGGCUUCUUGGGGACCGAGCCACCGUGGCAUCGGUCUCUCCAAUACGAUACACUCGGAGGUCGCACCGUGCUUGCCUCUGCCUUCGCUUCCGGUAUUUUGUGGCGCAUCUGAUCAGGAACUACGUCUGUUUGAUGAGCCGAGUCGAAACGGUUUGUGGUCGUUGAAUCGCCCUGAGGUUCUUGCUCAGUCCAGUAGGAUUGCUGAUCUGCUUCGAGAAACCGAUGUCUCUUACUUGAACCUCCAUGAGGAUACCAGUGAAGUUUCAUAUGGUUUGCUGGAGCCUUUAGAACUUCAUGAUGAAGUUCUACGUUACAAUCCAGAAGCUUUUGAGUGCAAUACUGCAGGUCCCAUCAAGGAGCAGUUCUCUGGUAGUGCAGUACUUGAAAAGAAACCCUUUGAGCCAAGUGCUCCUACUACAAGUCAUGCUCAAAGAGACUACUAUGAAACUCACAAUCAUCAGUUGGAGCAUGCAAUUUCUAAUGAUGUUUCUACGACAUCUUCCAGAAAAGCUAGGGUCAAGAAGAAAGUUACUGAGGAAAUUCCAUCAUCGCUUGGACCAGAUCCCACUGAGCUUCAAGAUGCCACUAUUCGGAGCUUCUCUGAGUUGGUGGAGGACUUGUGUGGCCGAGCUGAAAUAUUUAGUGACGAUCGGGAUGAAGCAGAGUGGUUAUCAUUGCCUUUGUCAGACCUUAGAAUGCUUGUAAAUGAAAUAAUGUCUGUUCGUGGAAAGAGGCUUCUACAUUUGGUUCCUGUAGAUAUUCUUGUUAGACUUUUGAGGGUUUUAGAUCAUCAAGUACAUCGAGCUGAAGGCUUGUCUAUAAAUGAAUGCGAGCAUUCAGAUUCAGAUGUGGUUUCGUCAAUCUUUUGUGGACUAGAGUCCAUUCAUGCAGCUUUAGCAGUGAUGGCUCAUAACCAAAUGCCAAAGCAGCUCUAUAAAGAAGAGAUUAUUGAAAGAAUCCUUGAGUUCUCCAGGCACCAGAUUACGGAUAUUAUGUGUGCUUAUGACCCAUCAUAUCGAGCUUUACAUAGACCAAAUGAAAAUGGAGCACUUGAAGUUGAGGAAGAUGAAGAAAAUGAUGUUGAAUUUGGUUCAGCAAGCAAAAAGCGGCGCAGUAAUAAAACUGUGAAAGCAAAGCGAUCAGCAGCAUAUAACAAGGUCUCUGCUUCUGUGAAUAACAUUCUUCAGAAGAUGUGCACUAUUCUUGGUUUACUCAAGGAUCUGUUGUUAAUAGAGAGGUUAUCAGAUAGUUGUAUCUUACAACUAGUGAAAACAAGCUUUACAACGUUCUUGGUGGACAAUAUCCAGCUUUUGCAACUGAAGGCAAUUGGUUUAAUCUGUGGGAUAUUCUACUCUUACACACAGCACCGGAGUUAUGUGAUUGACGAAUUACUCCAGCUGCUUUGGAAGUUACCAUCGUCAAAGCGAGCUUUAAGAGCCUAUCACUUACCUGACGAGGAGCAAAGGCAGAUUCAGAUGAUCACAGCACUUCUCAUUCAGUUGGUUCACUAUAGUACAAACCUUCCUGAAGCAUUAAGGGAAGCUGGUAUUCCCGUAUUAGAAGUUUCAGUUGAUGCUAAUUAUCCAACGAAAUGUAAUGAGGCAGCGACAGAAGCUUGUUGUCUAUUCUGGACCCGUGUACUUCAACGCUUCGCUAGUGUGAAAACACAAGAUGCAUCUGAGUUGAAAGUAAUGAUAGAGAACCUUGUAAAUGAUUUGCUGACAACAUUGAAUCUACCAGAAUAUCCUGCUUCAGCUCCUAUUCUGGAGGUACUCUGUGUCUUACUUCUCCAGAAUGCUGGGCUGAAAUCUAAGGACAUUGCUGCACGUUCUAUGGCCAUUGAUCUUCUUGGUACAAUUGCUGCAAGGUUGAAGCGCGAUGCUGUCCUUUGCAGUAGAGACAAAUUUUGGAUUUUACAGGAGUUGGUUAGCAGGGAAGGGAUUGAUCAGAGUUAUCAGAAAGAUGCAUGCUCUAUUUGUUUAGAUAGGAGGGUCGAAAAACUCUUCUUUGUAUGCCAAGGUUGUCAGAGAAUGUUUCAUGCUGAUUGCAUGGGUGUGAGAGAGCAUGAAGUUCCAAACAGGAGUUGGUAUUGUCAGAUCUGCAUUUGCAGGAAGCAACUUCUCGUUUUACAAUCCUACUGCAAGUCACAGUGUAAAGAUGAUGGGAAAACGGAUCAAAAUCAGUCAGGAAAAAAUGCUGAAUCUUUUCCGAUUACAAAGGUUGAGAUUGUUCAACAGUUGCUAUUAGAUUACUUGCAAGAUUCUGGUUCGGUUGAUGAUGUGCAUCUCUUUGUACGCUGGUUUUAUCUCUGCCUGUGGUACAAGGAUGAUCCAAAGUCACACCAGAAGUUCACUUACUACCUUGCUAGACUGAAAUCGAAAACAAUAGUGCGGGAUUCUGGGACUGUUUCUUCAUUACUAACAAGGGACUCAGUGAAGAAGAUUACUUUGGCUUUGGGACAAAAUAAUUCUUUCUCUAGAGGGUUUGAUAAAAUUCUUCACUUGCUUCUGGUAAGUCUGAGGGAGAAUUCUCCUGUAAUCAGGGCUAAGGCCUUACGAGCGGUUAGUAUUAUUGUAGAAGCUGAUCCGGAGGUAUUGUGUGAUGAUCGUGUGCGGUUGGCAGUUGAAGGACGGUUUUGUGACUCAGCAAUAUCUGUAAGAGAAGCAGCAUUGGAACUUGUUGGCAGGCAUAUCGCAUCACACCCGGAUGUUGGUUUGAAGUACUUUGAGAAGGUUGCGGAGAGAAUCAAAGAUACUGGAGUAAGUGUUCGGAAACGAGCUAUCAAAAUCAUCCGUGAUAUGUGCACUUCAAAUUCAAACUUCUCUGAAUUUUCAAGUGCCUGCAUUGAGAUUAUCUCACGUGUUGGUGAUGAUGAAUCAAGUAUACAGGAUCUUGUUUGCAAGACGUUUUACGAGUUUUGGUUUGAGGAACCCUCUGGUAUGCAAACUCAAUUUUUUGGAGAUGGUAGUUCAGUUCCAUUGGAGGUGGCCAAAAGAACUGAGCAAAUUGUUGAGAUGCUGAGGAGGAUGCCAAAUCAUCAGCUUCUUGUUACUGUAAUUAAGCGCAACUUAGCACUUGAUUUUUUUCCACAAUCAGCUAAAGCUGUUGGGAUCAACCCUUUGUUGCUUGCAUCAGUCCGAAAACGCUGUGAGUUAAUGUGCAAGUGCUUGCUGGAAAGGAUUUUGCAGGUAGAGGAAAUGAGUAGCCAGGAAGGGGAGGUGCAUUCGCUUCCUUAUGUGCUGGCAUUGCAUGCGUUUUGUGUUGUAGAUCCAACACUAUGUUCACCAGCUUCUGAUCCUUCUCAAUUUGUGGUCACUCUUCAGCCUUACCUUAAGAGUCAGGUUGAUAAUCGAGUGAUUGCACAGCUAUUAGAGAGCAUAAUCUUUAUAAUUGAUUCUGUAUUGCCAUUACUUCGGAAGUUACCUCCAAAUGUUGUUGAAGAACUAGAACAAGACUUAAAGCAUAUGAUUGUUCGACAUUCCUUCCUGUCGGUUGUCCAUGCUUGCAUCAAAUGCCUAUGUGCUGUGAGUAAAGUAGCUGGAAAAGGUGCUACGGUAGUCGAGUAUCUUAUCCAGCUUUUCUUCAAACGUUUGGAUGUUCAGGCAGUAGAUAACAAGCAGCAAGUUGGACGGUCUCUUUUCUGUCUUGGAUUGCUUAUACGCUAUGGCAAUUCUUUGCUAAGCAAAUCCAGUCACAAAAUUGUUGACGUUAAAAGCAGUCUCAAUUUAUUUAAGAAGUAUCUUCUUAUGGAUGAUUUCUUUUUAAAGGCUAGAUCGUUGCAGGCAUUAGGCUUUGUUCUGAUUGCAAGGCCUGAAUAUAUGCUAGAAAAAGAUAUUGGCAAAAUAUUAGAGGUGACAUUGUCUUCAGGCUCUGAUAUUCGUAUUAAGAUGCAAGCAUUGCAAAAUAUGUAUGAGUAUCUUCUUGAUGCGGAAAGUCAAAUGGGAACAGAUACCAAUAACAAUGUGGUUCAUUAUUCGGUAGAAGGCGGCCAAGCAGUACCUGUUGCUGCUGGUGCAGGGGAUACUAAUAUUUGUGGGGGUAUAAUUCAGUUGUAUUGGGAUAAUAUUUUAGGGAGAUGUUUGGACUCCAAUGAACAAGUUCGCCAAACUGCCCUUAAGAUUGUCGAAGUUGUGCUGCGCCAAGGUCUUGUUCAUCCUAUUACAUGUGUUCCACACCUUAUAGCAUUAGAAACAGAUCCUUUGGAGGUGAACUCAAAGUUGGCUCACCAUUUGCUGAUGAACAUGAAUGAAAAGUACCCUGCAUUUUUUGAAAGCCGCUUGGGGGAUGGCCUUCAGAUGUCUUUUCUAUUCAUACAAUCCAUCAGUGCUAAUUCUGAACAUGUGAAUGCAAAACUCCAAUCUAAAGCUCCUGGCAAUGUGAAAGGAAAGUCUGAUGCUGCAUCUUUGACUCAAGCAAGACUUGGAGUUUCUCGAAUCUACAAGCUCAUUCGUGGAAACCGGGUUUCAAGGAACAAAUUUAUGUCCUCAAUUGUUCGCAAAUUUGAUAGUCCCAGCUGGAAUGAAUCAGCAGUUCCUUUCCUGAUGUAUUGCACAGAAAUCCUUGCUUUACUACCAUUCACGUCACCUGAUGAGCCGCUUUAUUUGAUCUAUGCUAUAAAUAGAAUAAUACAAGUUAGGGCUGGUGUUCUUGAAGCAAAACUGAAAGCUUUGAGUGUGCAUCUGUCACAAAGAGUUGCACCUCGUGAGAACGGCAUAGUUAAGGAGGAUCCCUCAUCCUACUCUUUUCCAUAUGAGAUGACAUCAAUGGAUUUGAGCAGAACAAUUCAUCAAGAGCCAGCAUCUGAGGCUGUUUCAAAUCACAUGUCAUCUGUGGAUUUGAAUGGGACAACACAAGAAGACCUGGCUGAUCAGUCUGUCUUGAAUCAGAAUAAUAUGGAUGGUAUGGGCUCAGGGGAUUCUUCUGGCAUCAUCUCAAAAGAUGAUGAGCUGAAAAUCCAGGCGGACUGCGUUGCAGCUGCAUCGUUGCAGCUUCUUUUGAAGUUAAAGAGACACUUGAAAAUUGUGUAUAGCCUGAAUGAUGAACGGUGCCAGGCUUUUUCACCUAACGAACCCCUUAAAGGAGAGGUAAUCUCCAGGCAGAACAUUCCUUUUAACAUUGGUGAAAUACGCACUCAGUUACCUACAACUUGCCAAGAAUUAGGACAGAUAUAUCAGGAAUUCAAGAAUGCGUUGAGGGAGGAUGCUAUUGACUACUCCACAUAUACUGCAAACAUUAAUAAGAGGAAACGACCAACCCCAAGAAAGGGGCGGAAAGCUGGACAAAUGACUGGGGGAGAUGAGGAGGAUGAUGACGACGAUGAGGAUUGGUCAGGUGGGGUUCGUAGGCUUAGUAAUAGUGGGAGAAGAGGUCCCAGCACCCGAAGUAGGCUAAGAUGAUAAUUGUUGUAUAUGCAGGUAGGCUAACUUGUACAGUUUGUAGGUGGAAAGAAAAUAGCAAUAGGAGGAUAGAAUGAGAUCAAAAAGGAGAAAAAGGAAAUAGAAAUUUACAAACAGGAGAGAAAUUUGUUAAGAGCAGUGGUUUCCCUUGAUGUUUCCAUCUUUUGUAAUUUGCCUGGGGUUUAUAGUAAUUGCAUUCUUUUUGUCACUGGUAAUACAGCCCCUUUUUAGAGAUCAUCUCCAGGGAUACAAAAUCAUAUUAGAUCAUUUUCUUUCCCAAUUUGUCAUAUAUUCUCUUUGUAUUGUAUCUGAUAACAAUGUUUUACGGUAUAAAAUGAGAUGUUCCCUAAA